Rotaria sordida is the source of this 1302-nucleotide messenger RNA. The record is from the annotation of a GenBank genome assembly. Lineage: Eukaryota; Metazoa; Rotifera; Eurotatoria; Philodinida; Philodinidae.
AUGCUUGCUACAGCUCAUGGUUCGAAUCGUUAUACAAAAUCAAGAAUGUUUGAAAAUAAAUGGAUGGAUAAUGAUAAUAAUAAACGAAUAUCAUGGUUAAACUAUGUUACAAUUCAAACAAUUCCAGAAGAAACUGAUACUAUUGAUUGUCCAAUACAUAAUUAUAAUGAUAGUGAUAGUGAUAAUGAUAGUUUUUCAUCAUCAUUAUCGUCAUCAAUGGAAGAUUGUUAUGUUGUUUUUGAAGUUCAACGAUCUCGUUCAAUUGAUGAAACAAAAGAUAUCAUAGAAGAACAAUUAAAUUUUGCUCAAAUUAAUGAUGAUGAACAUCAUAUAGAAUAUGAUCAAAUGGCUCAAUUAAUUCUAAUCGAGAUGCCUUUAAAAGAACAUGCUAUUGAACGUCGAACAGAAUCAAUAGCUACUACACAAUUAUCUAAUAAUAUUCUUAUUGAUAAACCAAAAAUAUUUGAUAAAUCUAUUUCGGUAUCACACAAUUGUAUAAAAUUAAAAACUAUAGAACAUCAUUCAUUAUCAAUGUCAUCAAAAACAAUAUGUGAACAACAAUCAAUAAAUCAUAGUUAUUCAAUAGAAAGUCUUGAUUCAAUUGAAAAUGAUUUAUCAAAACAACCACGAAUAUUUACAACAUUUGCUCAUUUAUCAUUACAACGUAAAUCAAAACCUAUUCAUAUACAACAUGAAAAAUCAACUAUGGAAACAAGAACAUUAACACGUAGAUUUGCAUUCGAUCAUAUAUAUACGGAUAAAUGUACACGUGUUAAUAAUGAAAAAAUUAUUAAUAUUGAAAUAAACAAUAAAGAUGAAACAAUUCGUCCAUUUUAUUUGAAUAAUACAUUAAAUAAUAAUAAUAAUAAUAAUAAUAAUAUUAAUAAUUAUUCUUCAAUAUCAAAUAGUGUUACGAAAACAUCUCCAUCGCUUCGUUUACUUAAAAAUCGUUCUCGAACUGUCAGAUCCGAAUGUCGCUUACCUGAUAACGGCAUUAAACCUACUGAAUCUUCAUUAUUUCGAGUGAAAUAUCUUGAUGGAAGACAUACAUUAGCAGAUCGUCAUACUCGAGAAUCAUUAGAAAAAUCUCAAUUUUUAUCAGGUUCAAUUUCGUCUCGAACGAGUUUAUCAAAAAUAUUCUCACCAGAUGAUAUACCAACAAAUUCAUCGCUUCGAAAACGAAUAGUACAUCGUUUUCAAAAUUUUUUUAAAUUUAAUUCAACUGAAAAAUCAAGACCAUGGCAACACAAGACAAUAUUCGAACUUUUUAAUGAAAGAAAAACUAAAACUGAUCGUCAUUAA